AUGGGCACCCUGGGAAAGACAAUCACGUGCCGGGCAGCCAUCGCCUGGGCAGAAAAUUCUCCUCUUUCAAUUGAGGAAGUGCAAGUUGAGCCACCGAGGUCUGGAGAAGUUCGUAUUAAGAUGAUCUCUUCAGGGAUCUGUGGUACUGAUGAACAUGUGCUGAAAGGAGAACUGGUGGUGAACUUUCCUUUAAUUCCGGGUCAUGAAGGAGCAGGAAUUGUGGAGAGUGUUGGUGAUGGAGUUUGCACGGUAAAACCAGGAGAUAAAGUGCUCACCCUAAUUAUUCCACAGUGCAGAGAAUGUGAUGCCUGCUUGUACCCCAAAGGGAAUUUCUGUGACAAGCAAGACGUCCUUCCUUGUUCCGGGGUGAUGCUGGACGGGACCAGCCGGUUUUCCUGCCGGGGACAGACGGUUUAUCACUCUUUCCGCACAAGCACAUUCACGGAGUACACUGUCGUGCCCGAGAUUGCAGUGGUAAAAAUCGAUGAUGCUGCUCCGAUGGAUAAAGUUUGUCUCAUAAGCUGUGGCGUCCCUACAGGCUAUGGGGCGGCAGUUAACUCAGCCAAGGUCACUCCUGGAUCUACCUGUGUGGUUUUUGGACUUGGAGGGGUCGGCUCUGCCAUUGUCAUGGGCUGCAAAACCUCUGGUGCUUCCAGAAUCAUUGGGGUUGACAUCAAUGAAGAGAAGUUUCCUCGGGCAAGAGCCUUGGGGGUCACUGACUGUCUCAACCCUAACAAGCUCCAGAAACCCGUCCACGAGGUGGUGAAGGAAAUGACGGGGGUUGGCGUUCACUUUGCCUUUGAGGCCAUCGGACGGGUUGAUACCAUGGAUGCUGCUUGGAACUCCUGUAACAACAGCUAUGGCGUCUGUCUGAUCGUUGGGCUAGCUCCUUCCGAUGCGCAGUUAUGCCUCGAGGCAGCCAAGAUUGUGUCUGGGAAAACCCUGAAGGGCGUGUGUCUGGGAGAUUAUAAAACCAGAGACUGCAUUCCCCAAAUAGUGACUGAUUAUCUCCAAAAUAAGAUUAAUAUAGAUCCUUUAGUGACUCAUCAGCUGCCUUUUAAUCAGCUUGACAAAGCCUUGGAGCUGUAUCAUUCAGGAAAAGUCAUCCGCUGUGUUCUGCUCUUCUGA
Molecule: messenger RNA, 1128 nt
Organism: Apodemus sylvaticus (European woodmouse)
Lineage: Eukaryota; Metazoa; Chordata; Mammalia; Rodentia; Muridae
Product: alcohol dehydrogenase 1-like
Exons: 9
Coding region: 1-1128 (375 amino acids)
Biological process (GO): retinol metabolic process; retinoic acid metabolic process
Cellular component (GO): cytosol
Molecular function (GO): zinc ion binding; all-trans-retinol dehydrogenase (NAD+) activity
Source: RefSeq, a predicted model, not a curated record